AGGAGGAGAAGAGGGUAGGCUGUAUUGUAUCAGUAGAGCUGGACGGGGCUGCUGGCAGCAUGACUGACUCUCUGUGCAGGAGAUAGCAGGACUGGCACUUUCACUAGUACGCACGAUGGGGGCCCGCCUGUGGUUCCUCUUCUUCGCUGUGAAUGAAGUGGCAGCCUUGGUACACUCGCAACAGCUCUCGUCCUGCCAAGUGUUCCAAAAGGAUGCAUACUGCAGUAACCUGAAUCUGACGAGUAUCCCACCCCAGCUGCCAGCUAGCAUCCAUACACUUGACCUGUCGUGGAACCUCCUCCAGAACCUGACAGAGGAUGUCCUGUUUUCCUAUCCCACCAUAAAGCAUCUUAAUCUCCACUCCAAUAGGAUCCAGUUCAUUCAGCCAGGCUUCUUCCAAAAAAUGGCUCAUCUACAAGUUCUGGACCUCUCCAAAAACGAACUGCAUGUUAAUGCAGCUCUAAAAACAAACGCACUAGGACCUCUCACCUCAGUCCAUACCCUGGACUUGUCCGGAAAUGGCCUUUUCACAGACAUGAGCGACUACUUUCUGAGAGAUGCACCAGCCCUCACUAACCUCUAUUUGAAUGGAAACAGCAUCACCAAAUUAGGCAAAGACACAUUUAGUGGCUCGCUGGCUUUGAGAAACAUAAACUUACACAACAACGUCAUUCUAGAGAUCGAGGAGGGCACAUUUGACUCUCUGCUGGAUCUCACCGAACUUGAUUUGUCGAUGAACUCGAUUUCAUGCAUUACUGACUUCAAUCUCUUCCACCUGAAAUCAUUGAACCUGAGCAAAAACAGCAUGACCUCCUUCCAGAGCAUUGAGUCAGAUGAGGAGUUUCAACUGCUCCAUCUGGACCUGAGGGAGAACAAAAUCCACUACUUCCCCAUUCUUCCCAGCAAUAACAAACUCAUCUACCUGGACCUCUCGAGGAACCAGCUUCGUAGCGUCAACAGCACUGGUGCAGCUGAGGAACUGCAGUACCUGAGAGAGAAAGAAGAGCUGACCCAUGCCCCCCUUCGUAGCAGCAAUGGCCAUCAGGAAUUACACAGGCUGUUCUACUUAGACCUGAGCUAUAACCAGCUGAAGAAUGUGCCUCCAGACUUCUUCAGCAGCAUGAGGAGUUUAGAGACCUUAAACAUCAGCAACAACUGUCUGGGCACCUUUAUAGUAGACUCUGAGGGCCCUCUGAACGCACUGAAGACCCUUGAUCUGAGCUUCAACAACUUGCAGAACCUGACAUUUAGUGAAGGCACCCUUCGGUCAUUGGUAACACUUUAUCUUCAGGGCAAUUCCCUCAGCACCUUGGACUCUGGAAUGUUUUCCAGUCUACCCAGUAUCACAAGCCUGCAUCUUCAACUCAAUGAGCUGAGAGUCUGUGGUCUACAAGAGGAUCCAACCAGCAACUGCGUCUCCUUUUCCUCCAUUCCCACUCUGCAAUACCUCUACCUCUCUGAGAAUGAGCUGUCUUACCUACCUGCGCAUGCUUUCCAAGGUACUCCAUUGCUCAUCCUGGACGUAUCUUUAAACCCUGGCUUGAAGGUCAGCGAACAAGCUCUCUCUGGCUUAGAGAACUCCCUCACCUAUCUCUCUUUGAAAGGGAACCAUCUAAAGACGCUCAGCAUGGACAUGUCCCUCCUACGAGGCUUGAGGAUGGUGGAUUUGUCUAGUAACAGAUUGACCAGCCUGUCACUAAGCACAGAGUCGAACAUUGAGGUUCUGAACCUGAAGAACAAUAGACUGACAUUUCUGGAUGAUCAGACGCUAAUGGCACUGGAGGGCAUGCUUAAAAGUCUCUACAUCAGCUUUAAUCCACUCAGCUGCUGUGCAAACGCACGCCUAAUCAGUUGGGCACAGCAAGCCAGUGAGACCAUCCCUGACAUCACAGUGGUCACCUGCCAAUACAGAAAGAACAAUGAGGAUGUGGAGAUCAGCCUCAGAAAUGUGAAACCUGAACACUGCGAGACUCUCCACAGCAAAGUGCUUCUGAUUAGCAUCAUUGCAGUGUUAGUUUUGGGACUGAUGGUGGUUUUGCUAGUGGCCAUAAAGUUGUGCCACUCGAGAAGCCACAGAUUCAACCAUAGCUACAAGGCUUGACAAUUGACAAGUACUUUACUGAAGGAAAACUGAAAACUCAGAAAGGAAACUGAAGGUGGAGAUGUGACAGUCACAUGAGUUCAGCAACAGGUCCUUCUAUGGUCAGGAAAAUAGGCCUGGGUAUUCCUGAUUUGACUGAUCUGAAGGGGAACUGGCUGAAGUUGUUGUACAAGUUGCAAACACUAGGCCUGACAUUUCAAUCACAAUUGUACGACUUUUAUAUUAAGUUUAUUAAGUUUAUUUGCAAACAGAGAUAUGCAGUGUUAGUUUGGAACGACUGGAAAAAAAAGCUGAGCAGAACUGAGCUGUAAUCUUGACCAAAAAAUUGGGCCCUUUUUGUUAUUUAGAGAAUAACAAAGAAUAUAUAGUGUACACUCACUCAUCACCUACAGUGAUGGAAGCGUCGGAUUGCAUAGCAUGUUGAUAGGGUGUUUUAGUAGCCUCCCAAACAUUUUCAACCAGGUAUAGAUCUGGCAAUCCAGCUGGCUAUGUGGCAUAGUGUCUGUGCCUUCGAGGCAAGCUCUAAAGGUGGCAGCAGUGUAUGGACGAGCAUUGUCUUGUUGAUAAUGUGGGGCCACUGGUUGCAGGACCUUAUAAAUAUAAAGUUGGGCUGUCAAAGUGCCUGUAAUUAAAAAAACAAAGAUGAUCUACCAUCAUAAAACAAAGCGCUGAUCAUCUUGGCGCUGGCCACAAUGGCUCCGCGCACUGAUCCGUUGUUGUUGGUCGUCCCCACCAAAACCAAAGUGGGACUCAUCAAUGAAGAAGUUUCAUUGUUUCAAGUUUCAUUUCAAAAUUCAAAAUUUGAAGGAUGAGGAUGUGGUGGGACUCAGUGUUGGACUGCUGCUUGUGAUCUGUAUUCAAAACUCAAUUGAAGGACUUUUGUUUUUUCUUUUCAUACAGUCACUACAUUUUCCAAUGGUUCGCCUUGGCUCAUUAUUUUGCACUUUAUGGACUGUGUUGUGUUGUGAAUAUGAAAGUUGAAUGUUUAUAUGAUGUUAUGUCACAUGUAAAUGUACUCCUCUUAAGCCUAAACAAAGCCAAUACCAAACACUACAGAUAAACAGCAUACUACAGUUACAACAGGCCUAGAAUUUAGGACAAUAUGGGUGUAGGAGGGGUGUAGGACAUAGCUCAAUAGUACUAUAAUAUUGGAUUGUGUUCAUGGUAGCAUUGAAGGUUCAGUUUGUACAUUCAAAUGUGAAAAGUGAUGGGAUAGGAGUACCUGAAUUGAUGUGUGAAGUGUUAUCUCAGGGGGUGGUGAGGUUAAACAGUGGACAGUGUGUUAUUGGGGUAUGUGGGUAUCAAGGGAAUAGUUCAUGGAAGGGCAUUGGAAGCAGCCACAGUGGAUAGCACAUUUAAUAAUCGGGUAAAUAAAUGAUCGUGACCGGCUGUGUCUGGCUAGGAUUGUCUCUGUGAACAAACUGUUCAAAAAACGACUCUGGCAGGAGGCACUGCACGCACAUCCCACACAAUGUUCUUGUUCUAGUUGUAGUUCCUGUCCCAUGAGUUUUGGCUUGCCAGUGUGCAAUAUGCCCCUUAAUCCGGUUUGAUCCAUUUUGAAGGUCAGUGAGAUGCAUGGCAGUCAUGAGACUGGACAGGGAACAUGUGGACUGUGCGUGUGUGAGUGGGUAUGUGUGUGUGUGUGUGUGGGUGUGUGUGUGUGUGAUAUGAUUAAACCGAGCUAGGGCAGAGGAAGUGCUGCUGUCGGGACACCUGCAGUGAAAAUGCAGUGUGUUUUCACAGCUUUGGGGCCGCUGCAGAUACCUUUCCUGUUAUUGAUUCAGCCUCACCAAUCCCUGAAAGAGUGGAGUCUCCGCUGGAGAGGAAAAGAGCUGAAGAAAUGAAGAAGCUUUUAAUGAGAAGAUUGUUUGAAUUAUGGAUAUUAUUUAUUAGCUUUUCAAAUAGACAGUCGUGCAUCUUAUGUCACAUUAGUUACGUUCGUAACUUUUUUUUUUUUUCCAGGGAUCGAAUACAAGUAAAUAAAUGUAUUAAUUAGAUUUAUUAUUAGAGUUAUGAGGAGGAAAUGGACUGUGCAUGAUGUUUAUACCAGGAGUUGGCAUGACCAAAAUAGACACAGGAAAUCCCUGUGUGUUUGGAUGUGUCAUCAGCUGGUGUAUAAAUAGGAGCUCAUUUUACAACCUGUUGAGUGGAGAACAAGAGGGACAUUUCCUCCUAUGGGUUUCAUGGUCACUACCACUUCUUGUUUUUGCCGCCUACGCAAUCUCUACAUGUCGAAACUAGCAGUGAUCUCACACCCUUGUACCCACACCCACACAGUGAUGCAAAGGCAAAUGACUCUUACAAAUCUGAAUGACUCUUUAUGGUCUCAGGCUCCUGUUGCAUUCUACUAAAUAUGGUAUUUACACACCAUGAAAGAAUUAUAAAAAAAAAAAAAAAAAAAAAGAAGUUAUGUAUAAAGAAUGUAAGUGAACUGUUGAUAUAGUUCAUGCAAAUGUAUAAAUGAAAAUAUAUUUAUGAAGUUUGUUUUUUAUUUUCGUAAAUAAAUGUUAUGUAAUAACUUG
This is a messenger RNA of Astyanax mexicanus (Mexican tetra), 4623 nucleotides long. It is a transcript of the gene lrrc32, whose product is annotated as leucine rich repeat containing 32. The record is from RefSeq and is a predicted model, not a curated record. Lineage: Eukaryota; Metazoa; Chordata; Actinopteri; Characiformes; Acestrorhamphidae. Gene Ontology annotation, molecular function: protein binding. The coding region runs from base 116 to 2101 and encodes 661 amino acids. The transcript has 3 exons.